Molecule: messenger RNA, 3298 nt
Organism: Peromyscus maniculatus bairdii (prairie deer mouse)
Lineage: Eukaryota; Metazoa; Chordata; Mammalia; Rodentia; Cricetidae
Product: low affinity immunoglobulin gamma Fc region receptor II
Biological process (GO): cell surface receptor signaling pathway; positive regulation of tumor necrosis factor production; positive regulation of phagocytosis
Cellular component (GO): external side of plasma membrane
Molecular function (GO): IgG binding; IgG receptor activity
Source: RefSeq, a predicted model, not a curated record
ACUGGGCCUCUGAAAAGAAGUACCAGAAGAUUCUUGUCUACGAUACUUCAUCGCCUUUCUUGAGGAACACAGAAAUGAUUUGUGGACUGAGUUUGGGUGGCCAUCUCCCUGUCCGAGGCCCAGAUUUUGCUCUCUGGGUACAGUCUGCCAAGGCUAGAGAGAAGCCUGUGCCUGCAGCCGCCUUGCUCCGGAGACGAUGCGAAUCCCAUCAUCCCUACCUCUCCCCGUGGAGAGCCACUGGGCUGUCCACCCACUCUCACAGACUUUGGCCCAUGUGCUGCUGUGGACAGCUGUGCUCCAUCUUGUUGCUGGAACACAUGAUCUCCCGAAGGCUGUGGUGAAACUUGAGCCCCCAUGGAUCCAGGUGCUCCGUGAAGACAGUGUGACACUGAAAUGCGAAGGGACCCCCAACCUUGGGAAUGAUUCGACCCAGUGGCUCCACAAUGGGAGAUCCAUCAGCAGCCAGGUCCAUCCCAGCUACACGUUUAAAGCCACAGCCAAUAACAGUGGAGAAUACCAGUGUCAAACGGGCCAGACCAGCCUCAGCGACCCUGUACAUCUGGGAGUGAUUUCUGACUGGCUGCUGCUCCAGACCCCUCAACUGGUAUUCCUAGAAGGAGAAACCAUCAUGCUGAGGUGUCAUGGUUGGAGGAACAAACCCCUGAACAAAGUCACAUUCUACCAGAAUGGAAAAUCAGUGAAAUUUCAUCAUUACAGUGGCAACUUCUCUAUCUCCAAAGCCAAUCACAGCCACAGUGGUAAUUACCACUGCACGGGACUUCUAGGAAAGACAAAACACUCGUCGCAGCCUGUGACCAUCACUGUCCAAGGGCCCAAAUCCACCAGGUCUUUACCGGUAUUGACAAUUGUAGCUGCUGUCACUGGAAUUGCUGUAGCAGCCAUUGUUAUUAUCCUAGUAUCCUUGAUCUAUCUCAAGAAGAAACAGGCUCCAGCUCUCCCAGGAAACCCUGGUCACAGGGAAAUGGGAGAUACCCUCCCCACGGAACUAGGUGAGUACAGCGAGCCCUCUCCGGGCUCAGCGCCCGUCAGCCCAGGGCCUCCAUGUGGACCGGAGCCAGCAAACAGCAGCUCGUACAAUCCUCCUGAUCUCGAAGGAGCUGACAAAACGGAGGUUGAGAAUACAAUCACCUAUUCACUGCUCAAGCAUCCUGAAGCUCCGGAUGAAGAUGCAGAGCCUGAUUACCAGAAGCACAUUUAAUCUCCCUUUUCUUGACUUGGGAUUGGGAAAAGCAAACCAGAAAGGUCAGGAUCUAGAGUCUCCUGGUCAAGGGGAUGCUGUAGACGUUAAGGAGGCCCGUGCAUGGUCAUCUAUGUGAGUCCCGAAACCAACAGACACUACAGUACUGGUCCCCAGUGGUUGACUGUACUAAUAACUUCUAUGAUUUACCGCUUCCCAACUCCAGACUCUUCUGCCAUAGAUUCACACAGCCAAUAAAGUUAAUCAAGUUACUGUCAUUAACAGAUCGCAGCAACAUGGGAACCGCAUAUGUUACAGCUUAUGUUAGACUAUACGGUCUCAGCAAUGCUAAAAUGGACUUGUACCACCAUGUCAAAAGCCAUGCUUCAGGGUGAUGGAACUAUAAGGGAUUUUGAUCUUCUUCCUUAUUUUUCUAUAAAGGCCAAUGUUACUUUUAUUUUAGUAAAAUAUUGUAAAAAUAACACUCUAUUUACUUUUUUGAGGUGAUUGGAGUGUAGACUGAGCUCUCUGGGGUUUGUUGGUCUUCUGUGAGAAGAAUCUUGGGGAGCUGGGAUAGCUUUUCGUAAGCAUCUCAGGCAGGGCGCUCAAGACAAAUGAAAGUAAUGAUUAUACCCAAGUCUAGUUUGGUGCAUCAGUGAGUUUAUUGGGCUUACUUAUGGGAACAUGGGUGAGGGGUUCCUUAAAGGGGUGUGGGUGACCUUAAAAUAGCAGUCUUAACACAAAUGACAACUUCUUCACAGUUGCAGAGAUGCCCCCCCACACCCCACACCCCCCCACACACACACCCACCCCCAGUUCGGUGAUCUUCCUCAAACUGUCAAUCCUCCUGCCUUUGCUUCCAGAGCUCCGGGAUGACAAGCAUGCACUGCCCACCACAUCUGGCCUGGUAGUAACAGGAGGGAGGGAAGAGGGGAGAUGGUGCUUUGGAGUAGAGGAUGAGUUGAGUACUCCUCUGCUUCAAACUGACUGCUCUUCCGGCGAACUUGUCUUCUCGUUUCCACACCUUCUUCUUGUCUUUUCUCCGAUGACAAGCAGAAUGAUCACUCUUGAGUUCUCAGGAAGUCACACUUCAGAUGAAUGCCGGCAGGAACCGGAGGAUGACCUUGAACUCCUUCCUGAUCCUCCUGCUUCCACCUCCUAACUGCUGGGAGUAUAGGCAUGUGCCACCACACAGAGCUGGUCUAUGCAUUUUAAAAAUCGGAUCACACUAUAUAUUUGUAUAUGUUCACAAAAAUCACUCAGGUAGAAAUUUAAGCAUGCUGUAGCCACAGAAGUUCAGAGCACGGAGGUGGAAAGAGGAGAAGCAGAAGUCCUCUGUCGUCCUCCCUCCGCUUACUUUUAUUCUCUCUCUCAGUGAACAGCCACUGUUGUAGGUUUUGUGUGCAUUUGGACCUUUUGUAUGGAUAUUUAAGAUAGUAGAGUUUUUAGAGAGCCUAUACAUGGAACCGUACUUUACACAUGACUUUGUUGUUGAUUCACUUUGUUCAACAAGAAGAUGGCCAGGCUUGCUGGAUGUCAGCCUAGCUCCAGGUUCACUGAGAGACCCUGUCUCAAAGGACUAAGCGGAGAGAACUACAGCAGGAUGCCCGAAGUUGUCCUUUGACUUCUGCACACCUGCACAUAGGCACACUCCCAUGUGUGUGCAUACAACAGACAUGCAAGUAAAACAGAUAACAACAACAACAACAACAAUAAUAAUAAUAAUAACCCUCUGUGGAAUUUCUGCUUUGAGCUCCCUGAUAACCAAGACACCUUGCAUGGAUUUUAGUGGUUCAGUAAAAACACAUAGAACAAAUAAGGUCAUUUGACACCUUUAAGUAAAAGCCUUACAUGCCCCAUGAAUCUAGUGGGUCCUUCUUCACAUCCUCUUUAGCAAGGCUUCCCCUGGCCAUUGCUAUCACUCCGUUUUUAUCUUCUCCAUGGUACAGUGUGGGCAAUUAUCUUCUUGUUUAUCUAUUCUCAUGCAUACUAAAAUGUAAGCUCAAUACAGUCUUAUUUUCAUUACUCAGUAAUGCACUCCAGAGACCAGAACAAUGCAAUAGGUUGUUGAACGAAUUAAUAAAUAAAACUUUCCUCUCA